GAUCAAUGAGAUAGUGCAGAUACACACAGAUCUAGAGACUCCAGGAGACGAUGCGACACUCAGCCUGAAAAGAUUUGGAAGAUCCAAAAUGAAAACUGAUUAUUGAAUGAAAUUAAAACCUAAGGUAAUUUAAGAUUAGAGAACCAUGUUAACACUACCGUUUGAUGAGUCUGUUGUAAUGCCAGAAUCCCAGAUGUGCAGAAAGUUUUCUAGAGAAUGCGAGGACCAGAAGCAAAUUAAGAAACCAGAAAGCUUUUCCAAACAGAUUGUCCUUCGAGGAAAGAGCAUCAAAAGAGCCCCGGGAGAAGAAACGGAGAAAGAGGAAGAGGAGGAAGACAGGGAAGAGGAAGAUGAAAAUGGCUUGCCCAGAAGGAGGGGUCUUAGAAAAAAAAAGACAACCAAGCUGCGACUCGAAAGGGUCAAGUUCAGGAGACAGGAAGCUAAUGCGCGGGAGAGGAACCGGAUGCACGGCCUCAACGACGCUCUGGACAAUUUAAGAAAAGUGGUCCCCUGUUAUUCUAAAACCCAGAAACUGUCCAAAAUUGAAACUUUACGACUGGCCAAAAACUACAUUUGGGCACUUUCAGAAAUUCUAAGAAUCGGCAAGAGACCCGACCUGCUCACGUUCGUCCAAAACUUAUGCAAAGGUCUCUCCCAGCCCACUACAAACUUGGUGGCUGGCUGCCUGCAGCUCAACGCCAGGAGUUUCCUGAUGGGGCAGGGCGGGGAGGCCGCGCAUCACACCCGGUCACCCUACUCCACUUUCUACCCGCCCUACCACAGCCCUGAGCUCACCACCCCCCCGGGGCAUGGGACUCUUGAUAAUUCCAAGUCCAUGAAACCCUAUAAUUAUUGCAGUGCGUAUGAAUCCUUCUAUGAAAGCGCCUCCCCUGAGUGUGCCAGCCCUCAGUUUGAAGGUCCCUUAAGUCCUCCCCCAAUUAACUAUAAUGGGAUAUUUUCUCUGAAGCAAGAAGAAACCUUGGACUAUGGCAAAAAUUACAAUUACGGCAUGCAUUACUGUGCAGUGCCACCCAGGGGUCCCCUUGGGCAGGGUGCCAUGUUCAGGUUGCCCACCGACAGCCACUUCCCUUACGACUUACACCUGCGCAGCCAAUCCCUCACCAUGCAAGAUGAAUUAAAUGCAGUUUUUCAUAAUUAAUGAGGAAAAUGAAAAUAAACAGUGGUCAUUCACCUCCCCCCAUCUAAUUAAGACAAAGCAGAUGCUUGUGGGCUGAGUAAUUGGCACAACUCUAUCUAAGGUGUUCCCUAGUUCCUGAAGUGUGUUUCAACUAUUGUGAGGAUUUUCUAGGUAACAAUAAACCUCUUUUCUUAAGAGAACUCCUUUUCCUUUCCUUUUGUCUGUAAAGCACUGUGAUUCUGUUUCUACAGGAAGAAUUCUUUUCUGUGGUUUUGGCUUUUCUUUUAAAUUCACAAUUUGUUUGAACGAGGUGUCUCAGAAUAUACUGUUGAAUAAAGACAUGCAUCCAGCAAAACUCACUGUCUGUUUCAGUUGUACAGUAAUUAUAAACGUGCAUGUUAUUAAAAUAAGAUGAAUAAAAUGAUGUGUUUCUAAUGAUUAGGAAUUAUAUAUUAUGUAUCUCUGAAAAAUUGGAAAUUUAAUAUAUGGAAAAUAACACCAAGCUGACAAUGAUAUUGGAAGGUGUAUUUGAAAAUGUGCAACAAUAUAAAAAAAGCUAUGCAAUUUUCUUUUUAUCAAGGACAAAUCUAAAUGCAUUCAAUUGGUAAUAAUUCCUCUUCAAGUAUUUGCAGGUGGGGCAAGAUAUUUGGGUUG
Messenger RNA from Phyllostomus hastatus (greater spear-nosed bat), 1792 nucleotides. RefSeq names its product neuronal differentiation 6 (gene NEUROD6). Gene Ontology annotation, molecular function: protein dimerization activity. The record is from RefSeq and is a predicted model, not a curated record. Bases 146 to 1159 code for a protein of 337 amino acids. The transcript has 2 exons. Gene Ontology annotation, biological process: nervous system development; regulation of DNA-templated transcription. NCBI's taxonomy places the organism in Eukaryota, Metazoa, Chordata, Mammalia, Chiroptera, Phyllostomidae.